Molecule: messenger RNA, 3732 nt
Organism: Symbiodinium sp. CCMP2456
Lineage: Eukaryota; Dinophyceae; Suessiales; Symbiodiniaceae
Source: the annotation of a GenBank genome assembly
AUGCAAGUGCAAAGGCAUCGCUUGCCGCACUCUUCGCGAGUUGAGCUCAAGCAGCUCCCGAAGUCUUUUCAGACAUGGAUGGUAUCCUGGCCUCAGCAUUUCACCCCAGACGUCGUGCAUCUGCCUUGUGAUGUAAUUCAGCAGAAGCGGUGCCUGAAGGCACAUCCCUUGCCAGGAAGGCCCAUCUCUUCGCCACAGGUGAUACUGUGGCAUUGCAAGCAUCCGCAUGGCCUGUUCUCGAUGUUCUCCUUGGCGCUUGGACACAUGGAGACGUGUGAGAAGAUGGGCGCUGCCCUGCUGGUGGAUUGGUCUUCGGAAGAGUUGCUGUACCGAGGCCCUCCUGGAGAGCCCAACGUUUGGAACGCCUUCUUCUGCCAACCUGCAGAAUUGAAGAUGCGCCAAGAGGCACUCCGUGCUGCCGUUGACAAUGGACGGUACACAGAAACGAGCAGCCACAAAGUGGUCUACGGAAACUACCGGGGAGUUAUCCAGGGCUACGGAAGCAUUCCAGCCCACCAAGCAGCAAAAGGGCGUGCUUUGUGCAAGCGAAAUAUCGCAUUGCGUCCAAAGUUUCAGCAAAAGUUGCAGACUGUUAUAGACUCGCUGCCGUUUGGCCGUCGUUUGGCUGUCCACAUACGCCGCAGCGACAAGGGCUGUGAGGCCAAAGCCAACUUCGAGCUUUCGGACGACCGUCUCCUGCAGCGCAUCCUUCAACAGUGCCAGGCUUGGGGAAUGAACGGCGUCUUUCUGUGCACUGACGAUGCAUCUUUGAAGCAGCGCCUGACGAACGCCCUAGAGCGGACAGGCUUGUCCGUCUCAACGUACGACUCAACUUUGCCCACGGAUGGAACCAAGGCAGUCCACUUCGACAAGACAGUGGAUGCUUACAAGAAAGCAGAGGACGUGGUGAUGGAGGCGUUCGUGUUCUACUUGGGCCUUGCAAUGCAAGGUCUUGUUGCAGGCUAUGACUUGUCCAGGUCUUUCCGCGAGAUCGAGUCGUUUUUCGGAGUGUUUGCCGCCUUUGCAAAGGCCCGCUGCUCCUUGCUGGGACGUGAUGGCCCUGCGAGGACCGAAAGGACUUCCGAUGUCUUGCACGAAUGGAGAGUGGAGAGUCCUAGCAACAACUGUCUGAGAACGCCAGCAGUUGCCGAGUGGACUGUUGGGGCAGUUGCUGAUCUGACAGAGGGUGCGGCAUUGCACCGGAUUUCACAGCAGAGGAGCGAUAUGUUCGGCAUCAACGAGGUUGCGAUGUUGCCCAGAACAUUGACGGCAAGUAGCGCCGUCUCUGUGAGUGGCGCCCAGCCAUUGGUCCACGGCAAAGCGCUGUUGCCAGCACCUGCUCCACAGGCGGUCCUUCAUCCCCAACAGCCAGCUCAAUUGCAGGACGUGCAGCGGGACUUGCACAGUGUCGUGCGCAGCUUGCAGAGACAGGUCGAUGAGCUUCAGGACAUGGUGCGCUCUCUGCAGCAACCUGCCAGCGAGGCAAUCGACAGAUCGAGCUCUCAGGCCCGAGAGGCAUCACCCUCAGCGAAUUCACUCAUGGUGGCUCGCACGCCUUCCGAAGAAGCACUCCUGCAAAUGUACCGCCAGCGGCGGUCGGAGGAAAGCCCAGAGCUUGGCUCGAGCCUCGAGCCGCUCGAGGAGCCCUGUUCCGGCGGAGGGGACAUGGAAGGGCCUCACUUUGAGCCGCCGAGGAAGCGAGGUGACUUCCUCAGUUCACGGCCCAGAUUACAUGGAAGCCGCUACGUUGAUGCCCUUCCGGAUGUGGAUCAGCAGCUAGAGAACUCAAUCGUCAUGGGCGAUCUGGCUUGGGUCAAGGACUGCAUCAAGAAGGGUGCAAACGUGAACUGCCGACUAGACGAGAAGGGCUUUACCCCUUUGAUGCUGGCCUCAGAAGGUGGCUGGGCAAACAUCGUGAGAUACCUGGUGGAGAACACCGAUGUAGAAAUGGACGCGGUGGAUUCAGGAGGCUUCAAUGCAGCGGACAUUGCCGCACUCAACGGCUACCUUAGCUGGGAGGAGCGAGGUAAGAAUGCUGAUGUCGCAGACAUUGUCAACUAUCUGAAGGACCGAGGCCUCGAGUACACUUGGAGGGGCGCCGUCAUCGGUGGCGACAUCGAUCGCAUCAACGAGUUCCUGGAGAACGGUCAGGAUAUCGAGGAGCGAACGGGUUACUACUGCGAGGGCAACUAUCAGUACACGGCCUUCCAAAUGGCCAUGAAGUUUGGACGCCAGAAUGUUGCCCGCUACCUGCUGUGUCUCGGUGCUGUGAUACCCAGAGACAUUUGCGAGACGCAGUCCCUUCUCGACCGCGUCAGCGGUCGAAGGAGAGCCGUGAGAGUCUGGGUCCAGAGGUGCCGGCGCAAGAGAACCUGGUCGAACGGCGCCGGCAGGCGCCAAAGCGGUCGUGGUCGCUGGGAACUUGUGGAGGUCCAAACCUUUGGCAGGCAAGAGAGUGCUGCCUGCAUCGAGUCGAGAGCGGACUGCGUCGCCAGAGACAUUUUUGAUGUGCCGGUGGGAUCUGCAACGCCAAGUUUGGAGGGCGUGGUCAGUGACACGCAAUAUGUCCUGGCCAGAGCCAAGCUGCCUGAAUUGGCUUCGGCUUUAGCCCCGUCAGUGGCUUCCACGCUUGAGCCCUUGGGUGCCAGGUGUUCGGAGCACGACCUCAACUCCUGUUUGGUGCAGCUCGGUGACGGUGAGAAAGGAAUCCGCUCCACGCCACUCUCAAAGGUGGCUGGGCACCUGCCAAGCAUCAGCUUCGGUGCCCAAGCUUUCGAGGCAUCCCUGUCGGCAGCACUGCUGUGGCGCUGUGGUAGGGAUGGACUCGGCGUCCAUGCUGGGCGACACUACUGUGAGGGUGAGAUAGUUGAGCGCUGCUACAGCCUCGACAUUGCAGAGUCGUUGGUCCCAGCUGAUGCCGGGCUGCUUCCCCUAUGCUUAUUUCAUGCAGGCAAGCAGCUGCUGUUCCCUUUUGGCUGGGGAUUGCUCUACAACGAAGGUGCACCGAACUUGAUGUGGGAGCAUGAGCAGCUCGAGGAUGGUAAUGGCAACAUAAGGCACUACAUCGUGUUGCGUGCCUCCCGAGAAGUCGCCGCAGGCGAAGAGUUGCUGCUUCCUCGUGCUCGAAAGAGACCACGGCCACGGGACUUGCUGGGUGCCGCCCUGCAGAAAGCCUUGCAGGGAGCUGUACCAGCCAUCGCAGCCGCAGAGACUGACUUGGAGGACGUCCUAAGGUACCCGUCAUCCUUGGCAACGCGCCUUUCUGAUGUCCAUGGCCUGGGAGUCUAUGCGAGGAAGGCCUUUGCUGAGGGAGAGAUCGUGGAAAUCGCUCCAAGUAUCCUCUUGAUGGAGAGUGAGUUGGGACGCCUGCUUGCGGAUUACCGGUACUCUGCCGAGCGUCUGCGUGCAGGGCUGUUCCGAGUAGUCUUGGGCUGCGGGAGCAUUUACAACCAUGCGUCAGCUCCAAACUUGGCUUACCGCCGCGUUCGAGUGGGAACCUGUGCGCCCUCACAAAGCUUGAGCAUAUGCUAUGUUGCCAAACGCGAUAUCUCUGCCGGGGAAGAGUUGUUGAUCUCCUAUGGCAAGACCUGGUGGUCCUCUCGAGGAGUCUUUGAUGCCAACCAGAAGGCUCAGCUGCUACUGCCGCCGCCCUCAUCAGCGCGCACCGCGGAGGACUCCCAGGACCCUGCCUUGCCCCGGUUCCGGACCGGUGACGCGAGGCUGCGCCGCUAA